Talaromyces rugulosus is the source of this 609-nucleotide messenger RNA. RefSeq lists its product as uncharacterized. The record is from RefSeq and is a predicted model, not a curated record. The transcript is spliced from 3 exons. Gene Ontology annotation, cellular component: phagophore assembly site. Bases 1 to 609 code for a protein of 202 amino acids. Lineage: Eukaryota; Fungi; Ascomycota; Eurotiomycetes; Eurotiales; Trichocomaceae. Gene Ontology annotation, biological process: autophagy; autophagosome assembly.
AUGGAACCCCGCCGCAACCCUCCCGAGUACUUUCUCGAGAUCUUUGCCGACACCAACUCUGUCAAGGAUGUACUCAAGGCAGGUGUCCUGAAUCUUAUCUUCUUCCACCGUUACUUCCCCUCCAUCCUCCCCGGCUCUGUCGACAUUCUCGAUCUUACCCUCCCAACGGUCAACGACGUAGAGCUAGAAACCCUGAUUGACUCGCGCGUGAACUCGCUGAUCCGGCAGCACCUGUCGACCCCCUCAAACUCGUACAGCGGAGGAAACGGCGUGCGAGGCAGGAUCGCCGUCGAGUUCUUUGAACGGAAACGGAAAAAGGCUGGUACCUGGUUCGGCGGGCUUACCAGCAAAGGCGAAGAGGAAGUUUGUUGGGAAAUAUGGACUUUGGAUGUGACUAUCGCAACUCCUCGAACCGAGUCGGAACGCUCCAAAGUGCGAAAGGCGAUGGAAAACAUGCUUCAGAAAGCCGCGUUGAAAAUCCUGACCAUCGUCAACAGAGACAAAGACCACAUCCCGCCCAUCACGACGAGCGAGUCCAACCCGUUUCCAUAUCGCAUUAUACUCAAUCCUCGAACGGACGGCUGGGGAAAUCGCAUCGGCUUUUAUUAG